UUUUUUUUUUUUUUUUUAAUAAUAGGUGUUGCUAUGGACGCAGCCGCGCGGUGGCGCGGGGGUCGCUAGCAUUGGACUGGCGUCCAUUAUCACCACCAGGGUUGAUACAGGGCUUUUGUUGUGUUUGGCUUUUGAUGAGUGUUGCGAUUUUGGCGAGCUGAUUGUGAUUUUUUGGACUGUUUUCGUGAGGUGAAGAUCAUGUAAUAUGAUGGAUUUUUGUUGCGAAGAUGAAAUGGACCAGCAUGUUUCUUAUUUCCAUCUGUGUGUGUUUGCUCAGGGAUGAGUUAAAGCCGAGUAGGUUGCUGCUGCUCCAGGAGGUUAGGAUAUGGUCAGAGUUCUCAAGUUCAGGACAGCCAUGUCGACAGAGUGGGUCAGUGUGCAUAUCCAACCUGUUGAUGAAGGCAUUUAGCCUAUUGUGUCCUGAUCUUAGACGGUGUAAAGUGGUGUUGAUAAGUCUGUUCUGGUGGUGAAACCAGUCCACGAUGCCAAGGGAGAUGACCUCGUUGGGAGUGAGAAUAUUCCGGAUGGAAUUGAAGAGGGGAAUUUCGUCCAUGUUACUGGCCAGUUUGUCAGCCAUCUCGUUUCCAGUGAUCCCGAUAUGGCUUGGGAUCCAAGUGAGGAUGCUUUCCAUUAGAAGAUCGGCCUUUUCUUUUGGAUCGGUGACUGGGACGUUGGAGCUCGAUAUGAGGGUUUGGCCAGCGGCGGAGUCAUUGAAGCCUCUUCCGGUCAUCGAUUUGGUGAAGGACCAGAGCUCUUUUUGUCCCUUCUUCGGGUUGAGAUUGCAAUUUUUCUUUGGAGAAGGGGGAGGAUCUCCAUUCUGCGAGGGCUCUUCGUGCUUCUUUGACAUGCGCGUGGCACUCUUCGGACCACCAUGGUUUUAUUUUUUCUGGGGUGAUGCGGUGGGUGGGUUUGGUCAUUUUGAAGAAGCUGUGACUGGUUUCUAUCACGGAGUUGUAGAACAGGUCGUAGGCUUCUUGUGGGUUGUCAAGAUCUGCAAAUCCCUUGUUGUUGAGGUUGGCCGAUAUGGUAGCGUUCCAGUCAUGCCAGUGGUCGUCGUUUAUUAGCCAUUUCGGAGGGGGGAUGAUUGGGUCUUUUGGUGAAAGUCGGGUUGUGGUAAUGACGGGGAGGUGAUCGCUGCCCAGGUAUGGGCCUAAGGAGAUGGAAGCGUCACAGGCGAUGUCUGCGGUGGCGAACAUUAGGUCGAUUGUGGAAGUUCUGUUUGUUGAUGGGUGGAUGUAUGUACCUAAGGAGUGGGGAGUGAUGAGUGUGGCUUGCUGUGAUUCCAGGAGGGCGCUGUAGAUGGACUUGCCACUUUUGUUCGGAGGAGAGUGGUGGCUCCACUCUCCAUGGUGAGCAUUGAAAUCGCCGCCGAGGAGGAAGUGGUUGUCUCUUUCAAUUAGUCUGCUGAAGUCUUCUUUCGUGCAGUCGCCCUUUGGGCAGUAUGCUGAGAUGAUGUCGAUCGGGCCUAGGUCGUGGGUAUGGAUGGAGAUGCCGACUGCUUCAAUAGAAUCCGAGUUGGUGAUGUUGAGGCUGGUAAAGGGGAUGGACUUGUUGAUGAGGAUGGCUACACCUCCGCCGUGUCUGUCUGCUCUGUUCUUGUUGAUUACGUUGUAGGAUCUAAAUUUGACAGAGAAAUUGUUAUUC
Molecule: messenger RNA, 1644 nt
Organism: Daphnia pulicaria
Lineage: Eukaryota; Metazoa; Arthropoda; Branchiopoda; Diplostraca; Daphniidae
Exons: 6
Coding region: 483-1064 (193 amino acids)
Source: RefSeq, a predicted model, not a curated record